GUGUUCUGUCAAAUUCUAUGCUGGUUUAAUGCCUGGACACUCUGUGCUAUGCUAUUUCUCUGUUGUGUCACCUACUACUUGAUUAUCUUCUCUCUUUUUUUUCUCCUUUAUUAAGGAUUACCAAUGUUCAGCUGAUUUUAUUCUCUAUAAUUUACCCUGAAAUCUGAAGUCCAAGACAUUUCUAUGAUGCUUGGAUCUCUGUCGGGAAGGACAACAAGGUCCCAAGCUCUGUUCUUCUUUGGAAGGUGCUUCCUCAUUCAUGGUCUUCUGCCCAGAAGGGAGAUAAGAUGCCUUGCAAUAAGAGAGAGGCAAUAGGAGGACUAACACUGGCAAGAAAGGCUCUAUGUGGUGUUGAACUAGUAAUCAGAGCAACACAAAUGUAGAGGAGCAGUGACCUAAGAGAUUGGAUGGCUUCAGUUCCAACAACAAGUUCCAUCUGAUUGGAAUAGAUCCCCUUGGUUGGACUAUUUAUUAACAAAUAUAUGUGUACUCUCCUGCCCAUUUGGGGCUGGAGAAGGAACAACUUGGCCCGUUAUGACAAUCAAGGGCAUGGGCCCUUUCUGUCUCCUGCUUAUUGAGAAAAUUCCCCAACAACCCCCCUCUCCGUUGGCCUUUUGAAAAUGAGAAUCUGAUUUUCACUUAUUUCCUACGAAGUCCUUUGUUUGAUGGAAUUGUUGUACCAUUAAAAUGGGGCAAUAGGCUCCAGAUUGGUUGAAACACUAUCUAGAAUUGCUGUAGAAGCAUUAGGUGGAUCAUGCUAACGGUGCAUGUGAGUAACCGCUUGAGAUGCCUGGUCACCUCACAAUCAGAAGGUAAGAUACAUGCUUAACUUGUGCUCAUUGAUACCAGUAUUAGAACUCAAGGACUCAUGUGGAUCGGCAAGGAGCUAGAAGAGGGACAGGUGUAAUUUGGGAGCACCUUUAACAAUUCCAGAUUGAUAGGCCAAGGAGGGAGUGGUUCUCAGCUCCUUAUGUCUUGAUAUGGUUGAGUACUUCAAUAAGAAAGCCUCUAUACCUGGAAGUAUUCCUCUUGGCAGCUUCAAUGCCAUGUUUAAUUUCACUGGUUGCCGACAAGUUGAUGCCGCAGCUACAAGAUCCCUUGCCAUGGAUGGAUAUUUCAUCACACUUUUUGAGGUUCGAUUGGCAAAAGCGCCAUUAGUCUUGCGGAAAGAUGUCAAAAGUUCGGUCCCUCAAACAUGGGAACCGUCAUCAUUAGCAAGUUUCAUUGAGAACUUUGGAACCCACAUAGUUACAUCUGUGGCCAUUGGCGGUAGAGAUGUUGUUUAUGUCAAGCAGCACCAGUCAUCACCUUUGUCAUCAGCUGAGAUAGAAAAUUACAUAAAAGAUAUUGGGAACCAGAGGUUCUGGGACUUGGAAAGCCAUCCUGUUUCAGGUCCACUAAAACUGAAGGACAAGGUUGCAGAUCCAUCUAUUUUAAAUAACCAAGAAAUACACCCUCAACCUUCUACUGCUCCAUAUUUGAGUGGAAAAGAAGAUGUUACUGUGAUUUUUAGGAGGAGGGGAGGUGAUGAUCUUGUUCAGAGUCAUCACAAGUGGGUGACGACUGUGUAUUCUACACCCGACGUUAUAAACAUGAGUUUUUAUCCCAUCACUUCUCUAUUGGAUGGGGUGCCUGGAGCAAAGCAUCUAACCCGAGCAAUUGAGCUUUACUUGGAGUAUAAGCCUCCUCUUGAGGAGCUGCAAUAUUUCUUGGAAUUUCAAAUUCCACGUGCAUGGGCUCCAUCACAAGGGAAUUUUCCUGGAGUUCAACGAAAGGAACCUGUUUGCCCACAUCUGCAGUUUAGCUUAAUGGGUCCAAAGCUUUACGUUAGCGCAGAGCAGGUCUCAGUAGGGCGCAAGUCUGUGACUGGCCUCCGCCUUUCCCUAGAAGGGAUCAAGCAAAACCGGCUCUCCAUCCACCUUCAACACCUCAUCUCACUCCCAAAGAUACUUGAACCCCAUUGGGGCCCACACAUGGCCAUUGGGCCUCCCAAAUGGCACGGCCCAGAAGAGCAAGACAGCCGUUGGUUUGAGCCCAUCAAAUGGAAGAACUUCUCUCAUGUGAGCACAGCACCCAUAGAGAACACCGAGACAUGCAUAGGUGACCUCUCUGGGGUCCACAUAGUAACUGGGGCCCAGCUUGGAGUGUGGGAUUUUGGUGCCAUGAAAGUGUUGCACUUGAAACUCUUGUUUUCUAGGGUACCAGGCUGUACUAUUAGGAGAUCAGUUUGGGAUCGUAGCCCUUCUAAAAGCAUGAAGUCCGAGUCCUUGAGUCCUGAGGAUGCUUCUUCUUCGUCUGAUGGCAAGAAGUUGGAGAAUUCGGAUGGACAAUUUAGGAAAUUGGUGAAAUAUGUGGAUCUUUCAGAGAUGACCAAAGGGCCACAAGAUAUGCCAGGGCAUUGGCUGGUAACAGGGGCGAAGCUUGGUGUCGAGAAGGGGAAGAUUGUCUUGCGUGUAAAGUACUCGUUGCUCAACUACUGAGAUUGGGUUUCCUGGGUGUUUUCUUGUUUCUGUUCUGUUAUAUCUUUAAUUUUAUCUUAUUUCCAUUCAUUUUCCUUUUGGGGUGGUUUUGGUGGUAUGUCCAAAUCAUUCUUUUCUCACGGUUUACGAGUUUGUUUUGUAAAUUCUUCUAGUGAUUGAUUGACGUCAUGAGUUUGUGUUUUUUGGGAUGUAUGGUAGGUCGGUGUAUUUUCUUUCUUUGUGGAUAUCGAUCUGUCUAAUUAUGUAGUCUAAUAAAUAUAUAUUCCAAAGUUCAGCGCAUUGGUUCA
Amborella trichopoda is the source of this 2767-nucleotide messenger RNA. RefSeq names its product MACPF domain-containing protein CAD1. NCBI's taxonomy places the organism in Eukaryota, Viridiplantae, Streptophyta, Magnoliopsida, Amborellales, Amborellaceae. Gene Ontology annotation, biological process: regulation of salicylic acid mediated signaling pathway; plant-type hypersensitive response. Gene Ontology annotation, cellular component: plasma membrane. The record is from RefSeq and is a predicted model, not a curated record.